Esox lucius (northern pike) is the source of this 3633-nucleotide messenger RNA. Its product is annotated as melanocyte-stimulating hormone receptor-like. Gene Ontology annotation, molecular function: G protein-coupled receptor activity. Gene Ontology annotation, cellular component: membrane. The coding region runs from base 1013 to 1999 and encodes 328 amino acids. The transcript is spliced from 3 exons. Gene Ontology annotation, biological process: G protein-coupled receptor signaling pathway. The record is from RefSeq and is a predicted model, not a curated record. NCBI's taxonomy places the organism in Eukaryota, Metazoa, Chordata, Actinopteri, Esociformes, Esocidae.
AUCAUUUUGUAGAAGGUUCUCUCUCUGGAAAUCAAUCUCACAAUGCGCUGAAAUCCAGACUUGAAAAAUACUUAUCUUAAAAUUAUACAUUUUGGCAAGUCCUGUCUACGUAUGUAUUAGGAUGGUCCUAGUUUGUGAAAGUCUGAUUUCAAAAUGGGGCACCCUGUUCUUUUGUUCCUAAUUAUGGAAAGAAAAUUGAGAACUUUCUGCCUUUUUGAUAUACGUUACGUCCGGUAGCAAUCUCUAAAACUCAUUGAAUCUCCACAAACGUAGAUUGAUAUUACUUUUAUACCAAAAUCUAUCAAAUGGGGGGUUGCCUUAUUUCAAAUUUGAAUUAAUAUUUUAGUACCACCCUACUAUGUAUAUGUUCUUGUCCUCUUUUGCUAUAACUUUGUUUCACCACUUUUACAGAACAAUGUACAUAAUCUCUUUAUGGUAAGACCAAACAAACACGCAUGUCUCAGGGCAGGUUUAUCGUCCUAUUGGGAGGUCUUUCUCCGCAAUCAAAAGUACUAAUCAGCAUGAUUUUAUUGUACAUAAUACAAUUUUGUCCAAAAACCAUUGCUACCCUAAAAUGACAGGAAUAUGCACAAAAUGUAAUAUGUAAAUGGAUAAAACAAUGAAAUAAAAUUGAAGCUGACGCUCCACAAAAACAUUCUCCAUUAAUGAAAAAACGGUGUCUUCCUAUUUUUCUUUUUCGAAGUAGAAACCGUUAAGGUUAGUGUUUCUGGGCCAACUAUAACACUGUCAAGUGCAACAAAUGUAAAUUUCUUGACUUGACUUCUAGGGUACUCGCCAGGAAGUUGUGUCCGGUCAUAACUCACUGUGAUUACACAGGAAGCCCAAUUAUGAUCUUUCAACCAACUGUUGACAGAAUAUAUAUUGGUAAGAUCAGAAUUGUACUACCUGUGUAAACAGUUCAAAGGACAUAUGAGUGUAGUACUGAACUAGUGUCCUGGGACACAGCCAUUGACGUUGUGAGGCGAACUCUUCCAGGUCCAGCUGUGUCGUCAUGGGACCCACCGACUGCAACACGACAGCACUGCAGAACACAUUAACCCAGAUGGACAGUCACCUCUACCACCUAGUCAAACUGAUCUCUCUGUGCGUCAGCUGUGCGCUCAACACCGUCCUCAGCAUCCCUCUACUGGUGGCCAUCAUCAGGGCCCCCUCCCUUCUAAGCCAAACCCGCUUCUUCAUCCUCACCCAUCUCCUCUGCUGCGACAACAUACAGCUGACGCUCUUGACCGCCAAGGCAGCCCUUCUGAGCUGGUGGGAGGGAAUGCCCGUAGAACACUGUCUGGUCUUCUUUGCUGCCACCCAAGCCUUCUCCAUGGUGGAUCUCCUCCUCAGCACGGCCCUGGCCCUGGACCGCUGUGCGGCCAUCAAGUGGCCCCUGAAGUACGACCUGGUGGUCUACCCACGCCGCCGCCGCUCCGCCAUGGCAGCCAUCUGGUCCCUGUCGGCCCUGGUCAGCAUCGUGUCUCUGGGCAUAUCCCUCGGCACCAUAGAGGUGAACGCCUCUCGGCCCCGCUGCAGAACGCUCGUCCUGGCCCCGUGUCUGUCCGGGUCAGGGGCCUUGGCCUUCAGCCUGUUCCUCACUGUGGUCAGCGGGGUGCUGAUCCCCAUCUGCCACCUCACCACCCUGGCCUGUUUCCUGCUGCUGUGCUGGGACACCAGGGGGCGCGGUGGGCUCCUCCGCUCCAGGCGAGCGCUGGUCACGUUGGGCCUACAGGCCACCCAGACGCUGUUCUACUCGGUGCCUUUGGUGCUCGACUCCCCUCUCCUCCCCUUGUGGGUCCACUGUGACGGGCUGGACAUAGCCACCACCACGGCCUAUAACCUGGGCAUAUCUCUGAUACCGCUGGUGUAUGGCUACCGCUCCAGGGAACUGCAGAGGAGGCUGCUACAGGCCAAACCGUCUGCAUUUGUUAUGCUCAGCAAGUGGAAGUGUUCGAACACGGGGAAGUGUUUGAACCAAGAUGGCUCCAACAGUUAAAGACAGGAAGCCAUUUGAAUUAAAGCAACUGUCAAACCCGAUCUGCCAAUAACAGGACAGCGUAUGAACCAAGUCAGCUACGUUAGCCAAUUACAAGGGAGCAUUCGAACCAAGUCAGCUGCAUUAGCCAAUUACAGGGAAGUGUUUUGAUUCACUAUAUGAUUAACUGACAAAUAAUGUGAUCUUUAUAAGGUUAAUUGCAUGAGUUUCAUAUUGGUGGGGUCACAUUUACAAUUAUUGCGGUGUUCUUCUUAUUGUUGCGGGUUCCUGUUUAUCUGCUUAACAUCCCGGGGGACAUUAUCCCCUUGUCCCCCCCGCUCCUACGCCCUUGCUGCCAGGGGCUGCUGACAUGACAUCUUUCAAUGCCUAGCUGGGUGUUUUACAUAUCAGUCAAGUGUAUGUCAUUCAAUGACAACGUUAGAUUUCUUCAGGCAUUCUAAUUCAUUAUUGGACAUAAAUGUACAGAAACAAAGAGGUUCGUUUUUGUUGAUCAUCAAGCCCUUCAUUAGUGAACCAGGUUAGUGAGAUACGACAUUGGGUUAUGUCUGGGGGUUCCUGAGGAGAGGGUUGAAGAUGUAGUCCAGUGGUUCCCAACUCCGGUCCUCAAGCACCCCCAUCACUGGACAAACACACCAAAUUCAAGUCAAUGAGGGCCUGAACAUUUCUUGCACAAGUUCAAUCAGCUGUGCUUGGUUGGGGCUAAAAUAAAAAUGUGUACCACUGGGGGACUUGGGAAACGGAAUUGGGAACCACUGAUCAAGUCCCCAAAGCCUUGAUGAGGCAACACCUGAUUGGAAAGUCAGAUUGUCAUGUCUAGCAAGAAUGACAUUUGUUUUGCUUUGCCCUCCACCCUUGCUUAUAGUUUCUUGAAGCAAAUCAACACUUGUCAGGCAGAAAUUGCCCAUCAUGGCAAGUCUGUUCCGUUUAAUUGAAGUCCAAAGUCCAACACCUCAAAGUCUGGAACUGAAUUCAAGAAUCCCCUGCCGACCCUUUUCCAUUAGAAAGACUAAUGUCAACAUGAGUCCACACCUCAGCCCAUACACACCUCACCUGUGGGUUUUCCUAGGAGGCAUGUGAAUUUUGAUAACACAAAACAUGUCUUUUUUGUUGUUGUGUCUGAACAAGGCUGAUAUGCUUCCCUGUAAUGGCAGAUUUGAAUAGCUGAGUCAAUAGCCAGGUGGAGAAGGGAAUUUUGCAUUUGCUAUUGUCUAGGUAUUGACAGAACCAAAUCAAAUGGGGCUAAUGAGCAGAAGUGGGAUAGCAUGCCAACCUUAGUAAUGUUAGCUUACCAAUGACUAAUCAGAUGUUUCAUACAGCAGAGUUGAAUGUGGAAAAUGUAAUUUCAUAAAAAAUUAAUCUUUAUUUAAUAAUAAAACAUCACCACCAAAACCACAAUUACAUAAAUAGUAAGACAAAUAUAUAAAGGGAUUUUUUUUGCAUCUAUGGCUGAGAAGUUGAAACUUUUCCCGCAAUGCACAUGAAAACCUUUUACAUUUCAUUAAACCUGAAAAAUAAACCUUGUAAACAUACUUAAGUUCUGUUGUUUUCUUUUUUCUUUCAUAGUUCACAGAUGAAUAGUUCAAGUAACUCAAACAUGUAUAAUGCAAAGUAAUUGGAGUCCAGUCUGGACAGAG